Messenger RNA from Sinocyclocheilus grahami, 1218 nucleotides. RefSeq names its product methyltransferase-like protein 25. Lineage: Eukaryota; Metazoa; Chordata; Actinopteri; Cypriniformes; Cyprinidae. Bases 107 to 1141 code for a protein of 344 amino acids. The record is from RefSeq and is a predicted model, not a curated record. The transcript has 9 exons.
CGCUCAGUGGCUCAGUGAUAUCCUGAUUUGACUACUUAUGUCUUAAAUUCUGUGUCAACAGCUGCUGCUCACGCUAAAUAUUCUCACUUUUCUGUGCCCGUGAACAAUGGCAUUUAAUGACAUACCCAUCGACACUUUAAAAAGAAAAAUAGAUGAAGCUAAGCGCUUUCUCUCCAUAUCGUUAAGUAUCUCAAAUGCGCACACUGUGGACUUUUACACGCGUGAUGUUUGGAGCAUGUUCAUGUGUGUGAGUCCAGAGGAAGUGUUGUGUGCUAUCAGUUCCACACAAGACCGCAUGGGGGCGAUAGAAGGUGAAAUUGAGCUCAAGAAUGGCGAGGGACUUGGAUGUGUCCAUAGCAAAUUAUCUAUGAUCAAUGAGAGAUGGCAAACAGUCUGUGUUGAUUUCACUAAAUUACCUUUUUUCCCCCUCCCUCUCUUUUCUCUGGCUGGUGCCCAGGAUGCAGUUCUGGUUGGCCUGCAUACAUGUGGAGAUUUGGCCCCCAGCACUCUGCGGAUGUUCAGGGCCAAACAGGAGCUGCGCGCCGUUUGCAGUGUGGGCUGCUGCUACCACCUGCUCUCUGAAGAGUUUGAUCAGGACAGACAGGGGUGUGUCGAUGGUGUGUGUGGUUUCCCUAUGAGUCAGUAUCUGAAGGCUCAGGCGUGUUUCUGUGGUCGAAAUGCCAGGAUGUCAGCUUGUCUCGCUCUGGAGAGAGUGUCUGCUGGAGGAGGGCUGCCUAUGGAGUCACUUUUUUAUCGGGCGGUUCUUCAUGUUAUUUUACGGAAUCACUAUGAUUCCUUUAAAAGUGAGAAACGUGUUGGGAAUGUGUUCUCCAAAGCCUCGUCGUUUGUGGACUAUGUCAGACGAGCACUUAGGAAGCUGGAUCUGGAUGACACCACACUGUCUGACGGUGACAUUCAGAGUUAUCAUGAACUCUACAGUCCCAGAAUGAAUGAGAUGGUGGCUUUUAACAUGUUGAAAGUCACUUUGGCUCCGUGUAUAGAGGGUCUCAUCCUCCUUGACCGACUUUGCUACUUGAAAGAGCAGGACAAUGUGUCUCAUACUGCGCUGGUUCAACUCUUUGACCCCCUCCAGUCCCCUAGAUGUUAUGCAGUUGUUGGUAUAAAGGAAUCUACAGUUUGAAGACCAAAGCUGGUAGCCCUGCUGUUUAGUGUAAUUUUUUUUAUUUAAUUUUAAUUUAUUCUUUUGAUAUAACUUUU